GGACAUAUCUCUACUUUUCUACAACCAUUUCUUAUGGAGGAGCAGCAAGAACCAACUGCUCCUAACACUGAUCAUGAUCAUUCUAAACAAACCUCUCUCUGUGAAGAGUGCAAAUUAAACACACCAAAGUACAGAUGCCCAGGUUGCUCUAUUCGAUCUUGUAGUCUUCCCUGCGUCAAAUCCCACAAGCAACGCACUGGUUGUACGGGCAAGAGACUCAGAACUCAAGUUGUCCCUCUCUCCCUAUUUGAUGACAAUCUCCUCAUCUCUGACUACAAUUUCUUAGAAGAAGCAAAGGGGGCUGCUGAAUCUGCUCAGAGAAUGCGAUAUGGGAAGUUCGGGAGUUUCCAUUUCAAAUUGCCUUUCAAGCUUAAGAUACUCAGGAAUGCUGCAGGUCGCCGUAAGACGCGGCUUCUUCUUCUCCCUAGAGGAAUGUCCAAUAGAGAGAAAAACCAGUCGCGAUAUGUCCAAAAGAAGGAUUCCAUUUUCUGGACGAUUGAGUGGCGUUUUCAGUCAACAGAUGUUAUACUAAUCGAUCAUGGGGUAGAUGAAAACACAAAUCUCUGCUCCGUAAUUGAGAAACAUCUUCAGCCUGGACCUUGGAAUCAUCAGUUAAGGCCAUUCUGUGACAAGUUAGAUCAUCUCAGGUUCUUCAUCAGGAAAAACCCAAAGGGCCUUAAAUCGCCUUUCCGUGAGUUGGACAUAAAGGGCCCACUAAGGCAACAGUUGGCGAAUAUAAUCAUCAUUGAGUACCCUAUUGUUCAUGUUUUGCUCCCUUCAGAUAGCAUUGACUUUGAAAUUAGCAGAGAUGCAAAUGUAUUUCCUCAGAAGUCGGAGCAUAGGCUAUCUCCAAAUGAUGAACAAGCAAGCCCACAAGGUGUGCUCUUCAGGGAGGAGGAAAUAGUAGAUGAUGACAUCUGUGAUCCGCGGAUUGUAGAUCUUAUGGAGUAUGUGAAUCCUGAGCCUCUGGAUAAUUUCCAAGCUGUUGAUAGGAAAAUUGAUAGACAAGUUCUUUCCUCAGAUGCACAGUUGAACGGAGUUUCUAAAGAUAUAACACCCUGGUUGAAGAAUGAAUCACAAACCUGUAAAGCAGAAGACAAAGGUACAUUUUUGAGUUCCAGUUCAAAGGAAAUAGGAGUUGCUGGAAAUGUGGGCUUUGAUUUUGACCAGGAUCUAAAGGAUGUUUAUUCAGGACUUAUAGAGCAAGCUAACCCUGAUGGCUUUCUUGACCUGGAUGGUGGGUCUAUCAAUGAAGGGUUUCUAGGGGAGAUAAGAGAUUGCCUUGGUUUUAGUGAAGAUUUAUCAGUGGAAGAUGAAUUAGAAGACGGGGAGAUUUUGGGGUUCUGAAAAAUUGACAAUAUUUUCCAAGGUGAGUGAAACUACAGGUCAGCAACUACAAGUUUGGUUGUAGUGUUUUCAUUGAUGUUGAACACAAAAUCAUGGUUGUGUAGUCUCCCUCUACUGAUUAAUUUUCUUCAGGUGCAGAUUUUUAGCUACGACAAGUAUGACAUUAGUUUCACCCACCUAAAGGA
Messenger RNA from Telopea speciosissima, 1532 nucleotides. Its product is annotated as box C/D snoRNA protein 1-like. Gene Ontology annotation, biological process: snoRNA localization; maturation of LSU-rRNA from tricistronic rRNA transcript (SSU-rRNA, 5.8S rRNA, LSU-rRNA); box C/D snoRNP assembly. The transcript has 5 exons. Gene Ontology annotation, cellular component: nucleus; pre-snoRNP complex. The coding region runs from base 34 to 1347 and encodes 437 amino acids. NCBI's taxonomy places the organism in Eukaryota, Viridiplantae, Streptophyta, Magnoliopsida, Proteales, Proteaceae. The record is from RefSeq and is a predicted model, not a curated record.